UCUAAAAGGAAUAAAUUCCCAAACUCAGCCUUUCCUCAUUCUUGAUCCAAAGCCCACAAAAACUGACCCCGAAAAGCCUCUGAUUAGACAUCAAAAAGGACGGAAAAAGAAACCCCCUGUUAAAAUUUAUGUUGAAAAUGGGGUUACGUUAAAAGUAGCUUGGGGAGGGAAAGAAAAAGUUUUUUUUUGUUGUUUGGUAGAUUUUUGAAGGGAAUUUUUUCCUUUUUCUCUGCGUGGGGUUGGGUCGGGGGAUGUGAGGGUGAUGGUCAGAGAUGGCGCACGUGGUGCCGGCGGACCCACAGGCAGUGGUGACGGUGAAGAAGAAGGCGCAGCCGUCUCGAAGUUGGGUCCUUUUGGACAGCACGGGGGAGACCACCGUGCUCGAGGUCGACAAAUAUGCCAUCAUGCAUCGAGUUAACAUUCAUGCCCGUGAUUUGCGUAUCCUCGACCCUCUCUUGUCUUACCCUUCUACCAUUCUCGGUCGUGAUGGAGCUAUUGUCUUAAAUUUGGAGCAUAUCAAGGCAAUUAUUACUUCUGAGGAGGUAUUGCUUCGAGAUCCAUCAGAUGAAUAUGUUGUCCCUGUUGUUCAAGAACUUCAGAGGCGUUUGCCUCCAGUGAAUGCCUUCCACCAAGGUCAGGAAUAUACAGGUGGCCAAAAUGAUGUUGAAGCAGGUGACGAAGAUGAGUCUCCAUUUGAAUUCCGAGCACUGGAAGUAGCUUUGGAAUCCAUAUGUAGUUUUCUAGCUGCACGUACACUAGAACUAGAGAGUGCAGCUUAUCCAGCUUUGGAUGAGCUUACCUCCCAGAUUAGUAGUCGUAAUUUGGAUAGAGUUCGUAAAUUGAAGAGUGCAAUGACCAGAUUGACUGCUCGGGUACAAAAGGUGAGGGAUGAGCUUGAACAACUACUGGAUGAUGAUGACGACAUGGCUGACCUUUAUUUGUCAAGAAAGUUGGCUGGAGCUUCACCUGUUAGUGGAUCAGGUGCUGCCAAUUGGUAUCCUGCCUCUCCUACUAUAGGAUCAAAGAUUUCCAGAGCAAGUAGAGCAAGUAUAGCAACAGUUCGUGGAGAUGAGAAUGAUGUUGAGGACCUUGAAAUGUUACUGGAGGCGUACUUUAUGCAAAUUGAUGGAACAUUGAACAAAUUAACCACGCUGCGGGAAUAUAUUGAUGAUACAGAGGAUUACAUCAAUAUUCAGCUUGACAACCACCGUAAUCAGCUAAUCCAGUUAGAGCUCUUUCUAAGCUCAGGAACUGUUUGUUUAUCCAUCUGUUCUCUGGUGGCUGGAAUAUUUGGGAUGAACAUACCGUAUACCUGGAAUACUGACCAUGGAUACAUGUUUAAAUGGGUGCUCAUCGUCACUGGGAUACUUUGUUCGGUUUUGUUCAUACUGAUUAUGUCCUACGCUCGGUUCAAGGGUCUGGUUGGAUCUUGAGGUACACGACAUCCCAUUCUGUGCAUGAAAGAAAGUUAGCUCCCUGGAGAUUCUCUUAUUGCACAAUCAAGAUAUUGAGCAAAUUAACAUAAAAAAGCUUGUAAUCUUUUUACUUUUAUUGAAAAAGAAAACACAGGGAAAACUGUUUAGAAGCAAAGAAACGGUAAACACAUAGUUCUAUGCCAUAUUUUUCUCCUUAUUUUCUUCUUA
Messenger RNA from Theobroma cacao (cacao), 1643 nucleotides. Its product is annotated as magnesium transporter MRS2-2-like. Gene Ontology annotation, biological process: magnesium ion transport; transmembrane transport. Lineage: Eukaryota; Viridiplantae; Streptophyta; Magnoliopsida; Malvales; Malvaceae. Gene Ontology annotation, molecular function: magnesium ion transmembrane transporter activity. Gene Ontology annotation, cellular component: membrane. The record is from RefSeq and is a predicted model, not a curated record.